Molecule: messenger RNA, 891 nt
Organism: Durusdinium trenchii
Lineage: Eukaryota; Dinophyceae; Suessiales; Symbiodiniaceae
Source: the annotation of a GenBank genome assembly
AUGUAUCUUGAUCUAAGCCACCUGAGAUCCCGACAACUUCUCAGUUCUUUGUGGAUCCUGAGACUGAUCCAAGUUGAUCUCAGGUAUUGGGUCUUCAGUAGCCAGAGUGCCUGGCUCACCUUGUGCUUCUUGCCGCACACGGAGACCCGCUUUUCCUUGCAGCUGCCAGAGGGCGCGCCCGAGUUCCUGGGGGUGAGUUUCGAAGCAGGAUGGGACCUGGAAGACUCUUUGUGCUUCAUCCCGGAGGUGGAGGAGAUUGCGCCUCACCUACGAGCUGCGUAUGAGGAGUUUUACCAGGCUUACGAGUCCAUCGAUGGCUAUCAGCUGUCCUUUGAAAGCAGAGGCCAUGCUGGCGCGGCACUGACCUACGGGGAGAGCCAUUUCGUGCCGGUGCUGGAGCUGUUGCAACGUUUGGAGGUGGGUCCACAGGACCUCAUCGUCGAUCUGGGGAGCGGCACAGGCCGGGUGGUGCUGGCAGCUGCCUUGGGUUUCCCCUUUGUGCGCGAAGUGCUUGGCAUCGAACUUCUUCCCUCCCUCCACGCUGCCGCAGAAGCCGCUGCAGCGAAGCUGCUGGGGAGGUCCUCGAGCACUGCGCCGCUGCGGCUGGUGUGUGGGGACUUCUUGGUGGAGGAUUGGUCUGAUGCCACAGUGGUCUUUGCGAUGUCCCUGUGUUUCCCGGAGGAGAUGAUGCAGGCGCUGGAAGCGAAAUUCCAACUGUUGAAGCCUGGGAGCUACGUGAUCCUCAUGCAUUGUUUCAUGGGCACUGAAGCUGCCCCCAGUUGUUUGGAACCUAUCAGCCCGCAGCACGUGGUGCGACUGGAGAUCUCCUUCGGAGAAACACCGCUCUACAUCUUCCAAAGGAGACCGCAUGGGCUCCAUGAGAUGGACUGA